Messenger RNA from Podospora pseudocomata, 2355 nucleotides. RefSeq lists its product as uncharacterized. NCBI's taxonomy places the organism in Eukaryota, Fungi, Ascomycota, Sordariomycetes, Sordariales, Podosporaceae. The coding region runs from base 1 to 2355 and encodes 784 amino acids. The transcript has a single exon. The record is from RefSeq and is a predicted model, not a curated record. Gene Ontology annotation, molecular function: protein binding.
AUGUUCGUCUGUCGAUCAUGCAUCAUCAACAUGGGCGGGAUGCGCCCCCCAAUACUGCUCGAAUCAAGGCUCUUGCGCCCUCUGCAACUAGCCAUCCGCAACCCCAGUUCUGCCCGCCGCAAAUAUUCAAUACACAAGUCCCUCGCCGAAGCGUAUGGCGUCAAUCGAAGAGACCUGGAAAAAGGGUUGGAGCAGGUCAAGGGCUGGAUAGGGGUGGAUGUGCCAGCAGAGAUGGUUCUUGACCAGAACGAGAUCCGAGCAGCGUUAGGAGAGGAUGGCAGGCGGAACGGGCCCUACGUGCGAGAAAAAGAGAAGCAGGCUCUCCGACGACCGAAGAAGCUCAAAAUGCGGGAGGCCAUGAGAUCCAAUGCCGAAUGGGAAACGAGUUCCGAACCGCCUCAGUCCAGCGUUCUUACAACCGAGGAUAUUGAGGAGGCGUUGAAGCAGGCGCAAGAAUCAGAGGAACCAAAAGUUGCCAGUACGCCCGAGGAAUCAUUCCGAAAUUCGUACCCGAGCAACAAGGAGCUCACGGAUACUGGAUCUGAAGAAUUGCCCAGUCAACAAUUGCUCAAGGUUAAAAAGGUCGCCAAGAAGCAUCUCCAGUACCUCAAAGACCCCCUUCACAUCGGCAACCACGUCAAGAAAGCACUCGCUGCCGGCAACUGGGACGAGGCCCUCAUGAUGACCCGUAUGGCCUCGGUGGAUACCAAGGUUGAGGUGUCCUGGAACCACCUGAUCGACUAUCAACUGGACAAGGGGCGCCUCCAGGCUGCCAUCAAGACUUUCAAUGAAAUGAAAAAGCGAGGACAAAGGCCAAACGCAAGAACAUACACUGUUCUUUUCAGAGGCUGUGCUGCCUCGGCGCAUCCCAAGACAGCAGUGGCCGAAGCCACAAAGAUCUACCGCUCCAUGCUCAGCAAACACCAAGUCGGAGGCAUGACACUCGAGCCGACAACCAUUCACAUGAAUGCGGUCCUUGACGUCUGCGGGCGAGCAAACGAUCUCGACAGCAUGUUUCAAAUUCUUGAAACCGCCAAUAACGGUUUGAGAAGCCCCGACUCGAUCACGUUUACCAUCGUGUUGAACGCCCUGAGAUUCGAGGUCAAAUCACACACAUACAAGUUUUCCGAGUUUUCGGAUGCCCAGAUCAGACGAAAUGUGGAGCAGUCCAUCCAGAAAGCGAGAGUAGUCUGGGAGGACGUGGUGGCGAGAUGGAGAAGCGGCAGGCUCAUCAUGGAUGAGCAGCUGGUGUUGGCCAUGAGCCAAGUUUUGUUGCCGGGUGACAAGAAGGAGAAGGGGAGCAUUUUUGAUCUCUUGAAACAGACCAUGUUGCUCCCGGUGCCAGAUUCCAUCAGCAGGAAGCUUCGUCGGGCAACACAAGCGCGAGAGCAAAGGGCGGCAGAGCAAGCAGCACGGGAGCAAGAGGAGGAGGGUUUGGAGGAAGAAGAGGUUGACGAAGUUGGAAAGGCCCCUCCCCCGCCCGCCUUGAGGGCAGGUCUUGCCAGGACAGGACCGGCUGCCACGAUUCAAUACGCCAACCCGGGACGACAAACGUUGACAUUGGUCAUGGAGGUUCUUUCUGAUCUGAAGCAGACAGCGAUUGCGCCAAAGUACUGGGAGUAUAUGACUGAGAUGCUCGAGAUCGAGCCCGAUCACAUCAACUACAACACAUACCUCAAGUGCUUGCGAGUUGGUCAUGCAUCAGGUGAGGUGGCCAAAAUCAUUGCCUCUUACCCUCCGAGUAUGCUCAACCGAGUGACUUUCCGUCUCGGUAUGAACUCGUGCGUCAACGACCGGAACAACACCAACGUCUUUGACAACGGAACGAAAAUCAUCGACAUCAUGCUCAAGGAGCUGAAGAAGCCCGAUCUUUUGACCAUGCGUCUGUACCUGCACUUGGCGCGUAUCGCCAAGACCAAGUUCCGAAAGCAGGAUAUUGAGACCAGAUAUCAGUACGGAGAGCAGAUUAGCAACACCAUCCUCCGGCUUUUCCCAGUGUUGAACACACACGCGAGGACCCUGGCCUGGUCGGAGGAGCCGACAAAGUCUCCGCUGGAAGCGCUCGAAGCCAACAAGGAAGAGGUAAAGGAGGCGAUGGCUACUGCACGGCAUAUGAUCUCGGCCAUUGAUGUGGCUUGUCAUGAGAGGCUUGUGAGACCGGCGGUGGCGAAGCAGCUUAUGGGGAAGAGGAGGAGUCUCAGUAUUAUGAUUGAAGGGUUUUUGGAGAGGUUAUAUCCAGAGAGGCGAGCAGGGCGGCAGAACCCAAGCCCAGAUCUGAAGGAUGAAGACUGGGUAAAGAAUGCGAGUACUGAUGAGAUCACGGAGGAUGUAAAGGAGAAUUGGAGGUGGGAAUAA